Messenger RNA from Microthlaspi erraticum, 1200 nucleotides. Lineage: Eukaryota; Viridiplantae; Streptophyta; Magnoliopsida; Brassicales; Brassicaceae. The record is from the annotation of a GenBank genome assembly.
AUGGAUUCUCUUUCUCCAAGCUCUGAUGGACCAAGCUGGUCCAAGCUUCAUACAGAUCUAUUGCACAUGGUUUUCGAACGUCUUGGCUUUGCAGAUUUUCAACGAGCUAAAUCUGUUUGUUCAUCUUGGCAUUCUGCAUCCAGACAAUCAGCGCCAACUAAUCAGAUCCCCUGGCUGAUUCUAUUCCCUGAAAAAGGGAAAGAUCAAUGCCUUUUGUUUAAUCCCGAGGAGAAAGAUAAGAUUUAUAGAAUUCAAGAUCUUGAUGUCAACUUUGCGAAUAGUCAUUGUUUGGCGAUUAGUGGAAGUUGGCUAUUCAUACGAGAUCCUAGUUAUAAUUUCUACAUUUUGAAUCUAUUCACUCGAGAGAGGAUCCAUCUGCCGUCUGUUGAGUCACAACUUGGCAUGCUAAAGAUUGAACAAACCACAAAUGAUAUGUUCAUAGCAAAAUUAACAGAUGAAGACGAUCGAAGAGACGUCAACUUUUACUGGCCUCGCUUCUGGAUAGAGGAGAAAACCAGAGAAUAUGUUGUGACAUUGUUAAUCGAUUUCGGAGGUAUAUCGUUUUUAAUUUAUUCCAAAAAAGGAGAUAGUUUUUGGAAACAAAUUAAGCUUACUAAGCCUUACGACGUUCAUCUUGCUGACGUGGUAUGCAAGGAUCAUAAGAUUUACUUGUAUAAUUGGUCGCGUAAUGUCAAAGUCUUGGAUCUUUCUGGAGAUAGUCCAAGACAAAUAUUGGAAACUCAAGGUAACUAUGUUUGGUUCUUCAAAAUGCCACAACGAGUUUUCCCACAUCUUGGUGAUGUGUGGCCUAUCAAGAAAAAACAUUUUGUAGUCACGGUGACUGGAGAAUUUCUGAGAGUUAAGAGCAUAGUAAUGAGUAAUUCUGACGUUUGGACCUUCUGCGUCUACAAGAUGGACUCAUCAAAUCGCGAGUGGGAGAAAAUUACUUCUUUGGGAGACGAGGUAAUACUUCUGGAUCAAGGUAUCACUGUGCUUGCCAACGCCAUCGAAGGACUCAAUAGAAAUUCAAUAUAUUUUAAUGGUGAUCCUGAUGCUAUCGGAUAUCGUGUUUGGAGUGAAAAAGAUGUUUUAAUCUACAAUAUCGACACACAAGAGGUUGAAAGACCACAUCGAAGUAUCUGUUCGUCCAUUCAAUCAUCUUACGCUCGAUGGUUUGUCCCAAAUUUCAGUCGGAAAUGA